GCUGCACCUUCCAAAUUCCGACUCGCCGUCGUCCUGAUUCGCACCAUCCUUGAGCUCUGCCGCUGGUCCAUUCCAGCCCAUCAACCCGUUCAAGAGCAUCCUUCACCCGCUCAGCGAUAUUCCCCAUUUCAUCCAACUGCACCGAUGGUCUCUCAGGAUUGUGGUGCCUGCAACAAGGUGGUCUACCAGACCGAAAAAGUCGAGGCUGCUGGCCACUGGUAUCAUAAGGGCUGCUUCAAGUGCGCGGACGCAGAAUGCGGUAUUUCUCUGAACCUCAAGAACUUCAAGGCAGCCAACGGCGCCGUUUGGUGUGAGAAGCACCUCCCCAAGCCCAAAGCCACCACAGUCAGCGACUCGGUCUCGGUGAUGCAUGCCUUGCAUGCCCCGAAGAAGACCACGGAAGGGCUGCACAAGACCCAAGUCGGAACCGGCGAGGCGCCGUCCUUUGGCUUGGACACGAUAUCGACCCAGCAUGCACUCGCCGCCCCCAAGAAGCCAAUCGAAAACAUUGGCAAUAUCCAGAAGGGCGCCGGCCAAGACGACCCGUCGCAAGCCCCGGCAACCAAAGUCUGAGCCUCCGCCCCGGCUUGAUUCCCUGGGACUAUCGGCAUCGACACCGGCGCUCUGGUGCAUCAGAGCCACGGUCUGCAUUCGGAGUGCGUGUCGGACCUGCUUGUGUGGAUGGAGUCGCAGCGAAC
Molecule: messenger RNA, 698 nt
Organism: Polychytrium aggregatum
Lineage: Eukaryota; Fungi; Chytridiomycota; Chytridiomycetes; Polychytriales
Exons: 4
Coding region: 145-573 (142 amino acids)
Biological process (GO): actin filament bundle assembly
Cellular component (GO): actin cytoskeleton; plasma membrane
Molecular function (GO): actin filament binding
Source: RefSeq, a predicted model, not a curated record